GCAUUUUCGGCCACCUCUAAAUAGGUGGGCGAGGGCUUGAGUUAACCGGGAGUGUGAAGUCCAACUAAACGCGAAAAGAUGCCUUGUCUGAACCUCUCAACCAACGUUAGCGUUGACGGCGUUGACACCUCCGCCAUCCUCUCCGAAGCCACCUCCACCGUCGCCAAGCUCAUCGGCAAGCCCGAGGCCUAUGUGAUGAUUGUCUUGAAGGGAUCAGUUCCCAUAGCUUUUGGUGGAACUGAGCAGCCAGCAGCUUAUGGUGAGUUGGUGUCCAUUGGUGGCCUUAGCCCUGACGUUAACAAGAAGCUGAGCGCUGCAAUUGCAACAAUCCUUGAGACGAAGUUGUCAGUGCCCAAGUCACGAUUCUUCCUCAAGUUUUAUGACACCAAGGCCCAUCCAAGCCAAGAAUAUGCACAGUGUUUGCAUGCUUUACACCAGCACUAGAUCAUGGUUCCAACUUUGGAUGGAACGGUUCCACAUUCUAAGUCCAGCAACUUGUCUUUGUUGCACACAAGCUCAAUGACAUGCAUUUAGACAGCAAUAUCUCCAUGGUGAUUUGGUAUCACAAGGACUUGGCUGUGGUAGUAUAUUACAUUCUUUUAUUUCUCCUUAGACAUGUGAUAUUUGGAAUACUAGAUGGUUCAACUUUAUGUUUCUUUUGGGGCAAAAGAACCACCUUUAUCUACACUUGGCAAUAGCUAAUACUGUUAUAGUACUCAUAAUGUAUCAUUUAGAUUCGCAAGUGAAUUGGCUCUGUUCUCAAGCUA
Hevea brasiliensis (rubber tree) is the source of this 767-nucleotide messenger RNA. RefSeq lists its product as uncharacterized. The coding region runs from base 79 to 444 and encodes 121 amino acids. Gene Ontology annotation, molecular function: phenylpyruvate tautomerase activity. NCBI's taxonomy places the organism in Eukaryota, Viridiplantae, Streptophyta, Magnoliopsida, Malpighiales, Euphorbiaceae. The record is from RefSeq and is a predicted model, not a curated record. The transcript has 4 exons.